This is a messenger RNA of Meloidogyne enterolobii, 432 nucleotides long. Lineage: Eukaryota; Metazoa; Nematoda; Chromadorea; Rhabditida; Meloidogynidae. The record is from the annotation of a GenBank genome assembly.
AUGAGCCAUAAUUAUUGCCGUUCAACCAGUCUCAACCUCUACGAGUAUAACAAAGAGAUAAGCAAUGCAACAUUUCACAUAUUUUUUAAUGCCACAGAUUGGAAAUUUGGCCCUUGGUGUUAUGUGAAUAAAGAAGACGACGGCGGGACUAACGAAGAAAGAAUUAGGCAACGUAAUUUAAAUGAAAUGCUUUGGCCUGAUUAUUAUUUGAUAAAUAAGAGUGGACAAUUGGAAUGUUUUGAUGAGAACAAGAAGAAUUGUACUCUUGCAAAGAUAUACCCUGACGUUGUCGUAGAUUAUGAACCUAGACGUUGUUUUGAUAAGUGUGAUGAAAUUGUUACUACUACAAGAACUACUACUAAUAAUACAGGUACCACAAUUAAGUCUACUACUAAACUGUCAAAAUUAAAAAAUUCUAACGGAACAAUUUAA